Messenger RNA from Balaenoptera musculus (blue whale), 3437 nucleotides. RefSeq names its product solute carrier family 27 member 1 (gene SLC27A1). Gene Ontology annotation, molecular function: long-chain fatty acid transmembrane transporter activity; long-chain fatty acid-CoA ligase activity; fatty acid transmembrane transporter activity. Lineage: Eukaryota; Metazoa; Chordata; Mammalia; Artiodactyla; Balaenopteridae. The transcript is spliced from 13 exons. Gene Ontology annotation, cellular component: plasma membrane; mitochondrial inner membrane. Bases 237 to 2177 code for a protein of 646 amino acids. Gene Ontology annotation, biological process: phosphatidylinositol biosynthetic process; adiponectin-activated signaling pathway; phosphatidylserine biosynthetic process. The record is from RefSeq and is a predicted model, not a curated record.
CAAGCAGGGUGGGGUGCGCAGAGGGGCAGAGGAAAGGAGAGCUUGGAGAGAAGGAGCCAAAGCAGAAGCCCACAUGGGCACAACGCAGUCAGAGCAGGUCCCAGGAGUCUGCAGAAGCAGAAGCCCCGGAGGGGAGUCCUCUGUCUUGGACUCAUUGUCGCUGCCCACCUACUGCCUGAGCUCUGGUAACCCUCGACAGCGCAGCUAAAGCCUGAGGGUCUGUGAGCGGCUCCAGGAUGCGGGCUCCAGGUGCGGGUUCGGCCUCCGUGGCCUCACUGGUGCUGCUGUGGUUGCUCGGACUGCCGUGGACCUGGAGCACAGCGGUGGCGCUCGGCGUGUACGUAGGCGGCGGCGGCUGGCGUUUCCUGCGCAUCGUCUGCAAAACCGCGAGGCGGGACCUCUUCGGCCUCAUCGUGCUGAUGCGCGUGCGCCUGGAGCUGCGGUGGCACCAGCGCGCCCGCCACACCAUCCCGCAGAUCUUCCAGGAGGUGGUACGGCGGCAGCCUGAGCACCUGGCGCUGGUGGACGCGGGUAGCGGCGCGUGCUGGACCUUCGCGCAGCUGGACGCCUACUCCAAUGCCGUGGCCAACCUAUUCUGCCAGCUGGGCUACACGCCAGGCGACGUGGUGGCCAUCUUCCUGGAGGGCCGGCCUGAGUUUGUGGGGCUGUGGCUGGGUCUGGCCAAGGCGGGCAUGGAGGCCGCGCUGCUCAACGUUAACCUGCGGCGGGAGCCCCUGGUCUUCUGCCUGGGCACCUCGGGCGCCAAGGCCCUGGUCUUCGGACGGGAGCUGGCAGCGGUGGUGGCCGAGGUGAGUGGACAGCUGGGCAAGAGCCUGGUCAAGUUCUGUUCUGGAGACUUGGGGCCCGAGGGUUUCUUGCCGGACACCCAGCUCCUGGACCCGCUGCUGAAGGAGGCCUCCACAGCCCCCCUGGCCCAGCCCCCUGGCAAGGGCAUGGAUGAUCGACUCCUCUACAUCUACACGUCAGGGACCACGGGGCUGCCCAAGGCUGCCAUCGUCGUACACAGCAGGUACUACCGCAUAGCGGCAUUUGCCCACCACUCCUACAGCAUGCAGACGGCAGAUGUGCUCUACGACUGUCUGCCCCUGUACCACUCGGCAGGGAACAUCAUUGGCGUGGGUCAGUGUCUCAUCUACGGGCUGACCGUGGUCCUCCGCAAGAAGUUUUCAGCCAGCCGCUUCUGGGAUGACUGCAUCAAGUACAACUGCACGGUGGUCCAGUACAUCGGGGAGAUCUGCCGCUACCUGCUGAAACAGCCGGUGAGCGAGGCGGAAGGGCGGCACCGCGUGCGCCUGGCGGUGGGCAACGGGCUGCGGCCAGCCAUCUGGGAGGAGUUCACGGAGCGCUUCGGCGUGCGCCAGGUCGGCGAGUUCUACGGAGCCACCGAGUGCAACUGCAGCAUCGCCAACAUGGACGGGAAGGUCGGCUCCUGUGGCUUCAACAGCCGCAUCCUGCCCAACGUGUACCCCAUCCGCCUGGUGAAGGUCAAUGAGGACACCAUGGAACUACUGCGGGAUGCCCAGGGCCUCUGCAUCCCAUGCCAGGCCGGGGAGCCCGGCCUCCUCGUGGGCCAGAUCAACCAGCAGGACCCGCUGCGUCGCUUCGAUGGCUACGUCAGCGAGAGUGCCACGAGCAGGAAGAUCGCCCACAGCGUCUUCCGCAAGGGUGACAGCGCCUACCUCUCAGGUGACGUGCUGGUGAUGGAUGAUCUGGGCUAUAUGUACUUCCGGGACCGCAGCGGGGACACCUUCCGCUGGCGUGGGGAGAACGUCUCCACCACUGAGGUGGAGGGCGUGCUGAGUCGCCUGCUGGGCCAGACAGAUGUGGCCGUGUACGGGGUGGCCGUGCCAGGGGUGGAGGGCAAAGCAGGCAUGGCGGCCAUUGCGGACCCCCACGGCCAGCUGAGCCCCAAUGCCCUGUACCAGGAGCUGCAGAAGGUGCUGGCGCCCUACGCACGGCCCAUCUUCCUGCGCCUCCUGCCCCAGGUGGACACCACAGGCACCUUCAAGAUUCAGAAGACGAGGCUGCAGCACGAGGGCUUCGACCCACGCCAGACCUCAGACCGGCUCUUCUUCCUGGACCUGAAGCAGGGCCACUACCUGCCUCUGGAUCAGGGUGUCUACACCCGCAUCUGUUCAGGCGCCUUCUCCCUCUGACGCUGUUCCUCGGCCCACCAGAGACUGCACCAGGCCCAGCAAGCAAGAGGGGCUUGAGCCAGACAGCCCUGCCCUGUCCUGGGGGCAGAGAAACUGGAUCCCGGGAGGAGCCUGUAUUCCCUGCCUUCACCCUCCUCCUCUCCCCGUCUGGUUGCCCCCUGCCUGUCCUCCACUCCUGUGUCUGUGUGUGUGUCUGUCUCCGCUCCCUGCUUCUCGGCCUCCCUGCUGUCCCUGACUGCCCUCACCUCUCUCCUCCAUCUCUCCUCCCCUGCCCUCUUCCUGCCAAAAGUAGAACAGACAUUUCCUGGGAGCUGGGGUCUGUGCGGAGGCCCAGCUGCCCUGGGGGCCUCCGCGGGUCCUCCCCACUGGGUGGUAAACCCAAGUGGGGCCUCUCCGCCUCCCUCUCAGCUGUGCCUUAACAAGGCCCACCCAGCCCAGACCUCCCUAGGCUGCUGGAUUCCAGGACGUUGUAGCCCUGCAUGAGCUCCAGGCAGGCCCUCCACUCUCCUUGCUGAACUGAGGAGCCGGGGGUGGUCCGCCUGGCCAGCCCGGGGGCAGGGGGGCCUCGGCCAGGGAUGCAGGUCAGCAGGAAGUCUCUCCCUGGCCGGGCCAAUUGCCUUUUGCCCUUCCUGUCCCUGGUGGGUCUCCCUUGCCUUGCCUGCCCUUCCUGAUACCCCAGAAACUUGUGGAACUGACUGUGACCACUUGGGUGUUUCCCCUACCCAGACAUCCCUGUUCAGGCGUCUGCACGGAGCUUCUGCUGUAGGGGCCCUGAAGAUGGCUCUGGGUGGCCCACUGCUCAGAGGCUCACCCUGGCAGAGGCCUCUUGGGGAUCCUACCUGGUGUGGCUGCUGGAGGGACCCAUGGGAGUGGCAGCAGUGGGGUUGGGGGAAGCCUCCGGGCCAGGGGUGGCAUCUGAGAUGGUCUCUUGGGCCUCAGGCGUUCCAGCCUGUUGAAUGUCCCGCUAGCCUUGCUAGUGACAGCUUGGACCCUGGGUUGGUGACAUCCCGAGACAACCCUGCCAGGAUGGCUCGGACAUCCCCAUCAGCUUCGUCAAUGGCCCAUCCCGGACACCCAUCGUUGGGGCCCGCCACCCAAACUGCCCCUCGGUCCCUCCCUCCGGCAGCACCGUCCCGCACCUAGAACAGCAAGGCCAGUAGCAGGUGACCUCAUGCUGUUUUGCAUGGGCCUUUCUAAGCACUGAGAUUUUGUUUCCUAGCUGAAUUUAAGAAAUAAACCUGCGGAGUGUCUGGUGCCUGA